This is a messenger RNA of Aspergillus wentii DTO 134E9, 2460 nucleotides long. RefSeq lists its product as uncharacterized. Lineage: Eukaryota; Fungi; Ascomycota; Eurotiomycetes; Eurotiales; Aspergillaceae. The transcript is spliced from 2 exons. Bases 87 to 2087 code for a protein of 666 amino acids. The record is from RefSeq and is a predicted model, not a curated record.
CAAAGGCAGAUCACAUCUAAACCAUAUCUACUUCGGGCUCGCACGAUAAAAAGAAUAAACCUAUCUUUAUUGCGACAACUAUCGUCAUGACGUCUACGCCCGCUUCGAAUCACCAACAUCCUCCGUCGACUUCGGCGCCUGAAUUCCCCUCCAACCAGACAUCGCACACUUCCCAUAUUGAUCCGAAUGCCCACCUUGGUUCCGUUGGAUAUGCGCCGAAUGAUAAUCAGCUUGCUGGGCUGGUAGAAGCUGCUACGGCAGCAGCUGGGCAAGAUGUCUCUGAAUGGGCUGCCGCAGCGGCUGUCGCAGCAGCAGCUAGCGCUGGGCACCAGAACCAACUAGAUAGCUAUGGACCAGAAAUUCAUAUUGAGGAUGACGGCUUUGGGGAUUCAGGCUUCGGGGCAGGAAUAGGUGGUGGAAGACAGCUGAGAGGACCAGGCCCGGCAUCCGCUAGUGAGCAGACUCAACCUUCAGGGCUGUCUAGAGCUGUGUCAAAGAAAAGAAAGAGGGGGGAUGAUCCACUUGACCCCGCAUUGACAGCCGGCGUUGGUCUUGGUGGCCAACAGCAGCAUUCACAACAACACCAUCACCCUCACCAGUUUGAUGGAGAUUCCUUGGAAAUUAGGACCGUGCCGCCCCAGCCGUUGUCAGAAGCUCGUGCUAUAGGCCUUCACUCUGCCGCCGCUCUAUUUCGCCAGCCUUCGAGUAACAAAAAGCAUACACGCCCACCCAUGUCGAAGCUUUUCGCAUCGCUUGAGCUAUCGCCAGAGAACUUCCUGCACCUUCAAGCAGCCGCUAAGGGCUACAUGCUGAAUGAUGAGCACCCAGAGAGACGGGACUGUGUGGGACAGAGGGGCAAAGGUGACACGGAAAUGGUGAAAUUGAGACUCUGGAAUUGCGUCCGCGAUUUUUUGGAAGCUGAGGGGAACGGGGAACGGUUCUUUGGCGAGAAUGUGAUGAAUGAGGGCAUGGGUCCUAGGACUUACAUAUGGCCUCGCGACCAACAGAAGAUUAUCGCAUUGGUUAUACCUUUGCUGAGGAGAAUGGUAACCAACGAAAGGCAACGACAGUACGCGAUUGAGACUCGCAAAGGUGGCCCAGAUGAUAGAAAGAGGAGAAAGACAGAAGACUUCCAGAACGUCCACCACGAUAGCCCGUCGAAAUUCACGCCAGAAGAGCAGCUGCAACAGAUUCAUACGCAACAUCACAUCCCCGAAGAAUUUGCUCCUGCACAGGCUCCAAUUCCCGCACCACAGCCUCAGAUGGGGUCCAACGCACACGAUAUGGACCUGGGCUUAACUGAUCUUCUUCUAGACGGAUACCCAACCGACUGGGAAGCAAUCGCAAAGUCGUACGAAACCUAUAACCAUGAUUACGAACUCGACAACUUGUGGUCCCUCUCAGGUCUCCAGCAGCCAGAUUGGCGCGGUUUGGUAGCAGCUGUCGACAGCCAUUACCAAAUCUUCCAUCAAGGCGCAUACGAUUGUCCCGGGCCUUGUGAAGACGAAAAUGUCAAUCGUAUUCUAAAUUCUAAUGCGACAACGGAUCUUCGAUGGCGAAUUGGUGGGGCCCGUGAACAGCCUGCCAGGAAUGAAUUUGCCAGCAGCAUCACGCGUGACAUCUCACGGGUUAUUCGCGACAAUUUAGCUGCCAAACAGGGCGUUCAUACUGCUACCCAUGACCAAGCUCCAGUGUCCCAGCCGCCAUUCGUCCCUCAAACCGAAAACCAUCACAACACUACAUCUCAAACUCCGAUAACCCUCCGUAUCAACAUCCUUCAGAACGGCAAGCGUAUCCUUCCUCGUGUCGACAUCCCUGCAGAACAGUGUCCUGAUCUUGAAACUAUCAAGCAGGUUCUCUAUCGUCGAUUUGCUGGUCAGCUGCCAGGUUUCUCCGAUUCCGGGUUUGAUGGUGCUGCCGCCACCUGGGAAUCUUCUGUCGCAUGGAAGUUCAAAGUAUGGCUCCCUAAUGGUUUAGCCCCUGUACAGAACGACGGCGAGUGGACAAUUUCCCUUCUCUCCGCGGGAACUGUGGAUUGGAUGGACGGCGAGCUGAAGGUUCUUGUCGAACUUGAGGGAUCAUCUUAAAUGAGCUUCUAUGUCAAUAGUGGUAUUUUGACUUUGUUCUUUUAGUUUGUUUCUGUUUCUGUGAACCCCACUCAUACCCCCAAAUCAGCAAAAUUUCUGGCGUUGGAAUUUCCUUGUCUUUUGCUCCGCCCAGAAAACUGGUACAUACUAUGGGCUCUUUUUUUUUUUUUUUUACUUUCGAUCAUCCAUAUUAUUAUGACUCCUAUGUUAUAUCGGACAUGACUUACGGCAUGAGAUUCCAGGCAAGCACUUCUUUAUGUUUGUUACCUCUGGGUUUGAAUCAAUAGACUUCUUUUGAAAAUAUUAAAUGGAUGCAAAUUAUCUGGUCUUUAGUAUUUUACUGGAUCAAAUAACAUUUCCAAACUCUCCUGGG